Molecule: messenger RNA, 1998 nt
Organism: Dryobates pubescens (Downy woodpecker)
Lineage: Eukaryota; Metazoa; Chordata; Aves; Piciformes; Picidae
Gene: SETD7
Product: SET domain containing 7, histone lysine methyltransferase
Exons: 8
Coding region: 56-1156 (366 amino acids)
Biological process (GO): regulation of DNA-templated transcription
Cellular component (GO): chromosome
Molecular function (GO): histone H3K4 monomethyltransferase activity; protein binding
Source: RefSeq, a predicted model, not a curated record
GCGCGCCCACCCGGGAUACCGCGGCUGUGCCCCGCCUGCCGCUGCUGCCGCCGCCAUGGACAGCGACGAGGAGACGCUGGAGGAGACCGUGGAAGGGCACCUAGACGAUGAUGGGUUGCCACACGGGUUCUGUACCGUCACCUAUUCAUCCACAGACAGAUUUGAGGGGAACUUUGUGCAUGGAGAAAAGAAUGGCCGUGGCAAGUUCUUCUUUUUUGAUGGAAGCACCCUGGAAGGGUACUAUGUGGAUGAUGCCCUGCAAGGCCAGGGAAUCUACACCUAUGAGGAUGGAGUGGUCCUUCAUGGCACCUAUGUGGAUGGAGAGCUGAAUGGACCAGCCCAGGAGUAUGACAGUGACGGGCGGCUGAUAUUCAAAGGGCAGUACAAGGACAACAUUCGACAUGGAGUUUGUUGGAUUUAUUACCCGGAUGGAGGCAGCCUUGUGGGAGAAGUGAAUGAAGAAGGGGAGAUGACUGGGGAGAAGAUAGCCUAUGUGUACCCUGAUGGCAAAACUGCAUAUUCUGGAAGGUUCAUAGAUGGAGAAAUGAUAGAAGCAAAACUGGCAACUCUGACAUCUCUAGAGGAUGGGAAACCUCAGUUUGAAGUGGUACCAGGCAGCCCAGUAUACAGUUUUGACAAGUCUACUUCGUCUUGCAUUUCUACUAAUGCACUUCUUCCUGAUCCUUAUGAGUCAGAGAGGGUGUAUGUUGAUGUGUCUCUCAUUUCCAGUGCUGGAGAAGGAUUGUUUUCCAAAAUAGCAGCAGAAGCCAGCACUGUUAUGUCCUUCUACAACGGAGUGCGAAUCACACACCAGGAGGUAGAUGGCAGAGACUGGGCCCUCAAUGGAAAUACCAUAUCCCUGGAUGAUGAGACAGUCAUAGACGUGCCAGAGCCCUACAACCAUGCCGCCAAGUACUGUGCCUCACUGGGGCAUAAGGCAAACCAUUCUUUCACUCCUAACUGCAUCUAUGACCCGUUUGUCCACCCUCGCUUUGGGCCUAUCAAGUGCAUUCGCACCAUCAGGGCUGUGGAGAAGGAUGAAGAGUUAACAGUGGCUUACGGCUACGACCACAACCCCGUGGGGCAGAACGGGCCAGAGGCGCCGGAGUGGUACCAGCUGGAACUGAAAGCUUUCCAGGCCGCCCAGCAAAAGUGAAAGGGGGAAGCUCCUCCUUGGUUCAAGCAAACUGAAACAGAAUCUCGGAUCUAUGCACUACCUUUAUACUGAAAACUGGACAACCAGGGAUUGUUCAUGCUGUUGCAUCAUAACUUUGCAUCCUGUGUUAAGAGCUAAGUUUUCUUGCAUACUAACUAGGUUUGACUGUGUUACUCAUAGCAGAUUUAAAACAAAAUUAGCUAGUGUUGCACCAGUCUUAUCUGGAGAAAUUAUUUACUAUUCUAUAGGAGGUGUGGUAUUCUUUGGUAGCUUCUGCUUUUGCACCAUAUGCAAAGAUGCCAAAAGACUUAGACAACUGAAGUGGGUAUAGCAUUCACUUUUAGUCGGCAGACUUAGUGUUGCUCUCUUACCUGCCUAGGCAUUAUUGUGCAACUGCAUUUUGCAUAUAUGCCACUUGUGAUGGUAACAGUAACAUUUUGAUAUUCUCUGAUAGUAGCAUAACUUUGCCUUUUUAAACCUUUGAUCUGAAUCUUGCAAUAGAGCAGUUUAUUUAUUAGCAUCUAGGAGGCUGGGUUUUAACUCCCCCUUCCCUCUUGUCUGAACGUUGUUCUUUCUACGGAUCCUCUUUUGCAGGGGGGAAAACAAAAUCCUUUCUAACUAGUGGAAAGGCUUGUGUGUGUGUAUGUGAGAGUGCUGUGUGUUGGUCUCUGUGGCUCUCUUAAGUAGUAUAGCAACAUGUCCAAACCUAAUAUUUAUCUAGCCUUUUAACGGCUGGCUUCUUUUAUUGAGUUGAUGAUUAUGACACGCAAACGAAGCUGUUCUUUGCAUGAAGAUUUCUUUUUUUUGUUCUGAAAGGAGAAAAAUGGAUUUGCUUUGUUUUG